AUGACCGAGGACGUGCCGGUGGUGCCCAGCGUGCCCAAGUGCAACGGGAGCGUGGUUCCUGAGAAGGGACCGCUCCAGGUCAUUGGCAUCAUCGAUGACAUCGCGAGGUCUGUCGGGACGGGGCCCUACACAAAUGCAGACACCAGCCCUGAUGCUCCGCUCGCAAAAGGAAAUCAGGAGGAAAGUAGAAACUCGCUGGUGGAGGACGUAGUGUGUGGAGAUUUUGACGGAGAGAAGCAAUGCGAAGAAAAGCAAGAGGAAAAUGAUGCGACGCUACAGCAGGGAUCAGUUGAUCUCCAGGACACAGGAACCGGUGGCCAGGAGUCAGAGGAAGGGCCGGGCAGCGGGCAGCCAGCGCUGGGGACAGCGGCCGGCCCCAGCGGGGAGGUGGCGGGGACCCCCGCGGGCACCGCCGAGCAGAGAGGGAACGAUGCUGAGGAGGAGGAGGAGGAGGUGGAAGAAGAAGAGGAGGACACCGAGGAGGACGAAGUGCAGGUGAUAGAGAUGCAGGAGACCAGCGAGGCGUCCCAUCGGCAGCAGCAAGAGAGCGGCAAGGAGGUAUCGCCCCCCACCAGCCCCGGCUGCAACGCCCAGGCGGAGAAAGCUGGGGAGCAGCCCAGCCUGGGGAAAAAAAAUGACAUCUCCAGACACAGCUACUCCCGGUACAACACCAUCUCCUACCGGAAGAUUAGGAAAGGAAACACCAAACAAAGAAUUGAUGAAUUUGAAUCCAUGAUGCACUUAUAA
Messenger RNA from Cygnus atratus (black swan), 747 nucleotides. It is a transcript of the gene ERMN, whose product is annotated as ermin. The record is from RefSeq and is a predicted model, not a curated record. The transcript is spliced from 3 exons. Gene Ontology annotation, molecular function: actin filament binding. Gene Ontology annotation, biological process: actin filament organization; morphogenesis of a branching structure; regulation of cell shape. The coding region runs from base 1 to 747 and encodes 248 amino acids. NCBI's taxonomy places the organism in Eukaryota, Metazoa, Chordata, Aves, Anseriformes, Anatidae. Gene Ontology annotation, cellular component: extracellular exosome; paranode region of axon; cell cortex.